UGAAAAAAUGGCUAACUAAGAAGUAGAAUGAAAUGCGAAACGAAAUAAACGAAGAAAAGUUUUGAGAAUAUAAAUUCCAAAAAGUGAAAGAAAAUCUUGAAAGAACCAAAAAUCAGGUAUCGUCCUUCUUUGAAGGAAAAAUUCUGCGCGGUACGAUUUAGUGAAUUUUCCACAAGAGGGGUGUGUACUUAUCUCCAUGGAAGUGGUACCGCCCCUAAAACAGACGGACCAAUCCCGUGAUAUAAACCAACCCCCGUUCCGCACGUAACUAGGAGCUUGAUCGAGGGUGAACUUUCGAAAGGAGACUUCAGUUUCCUCGGUGUCGUCUAUCGAGAACGAUAAAGCGACUCUCUUGCAGUGAGAUUCUAGAUUAAAAAAAAAAAUAAAAAAAAAUCACAGAACUAUAUCCUUAUUAGUUUUAUCAAACAACUGAUUACAACAGGAUGGCAGGCCCGUAUUUAUCACCAUUGGGCCCCCAGGCUGACUUACUUACCGAAUAUAUGUUUGGAAGACGUCGUCAGGUCAGUAGACGCAAUCGGACGACCUUCACUCCACAACAGCUUCAGGAAUUGGAAUCACUUUUCCAGAAAACCCAUUAUCCAGAUGUUUUCUUAAGAGAAGAAGUCGCUCUUAGAAUUUCGCUCUCAGAGGCUCGUGUUCAGGUUUGGUUUCAGAAUCGGCGAGCAAAGUGGCGAAAACAAGCCCGAUUGCAAUUAUUACAAGAUGCAUGGAGAAUGCGAUGUUUGGGAUUAGGAAGUGCGGCACCUCUUCUUUUGAGGCCGCCACCCACAACCUCUUUGGAACGACCUGAUGCUGCGACACCGCCACCACCACCACCACCACCACCCCCGCCGCCUCCACCACCUUCUGCCUCUGCUACCAAUGGAUCAUCUUUGACGACAACUAAUGCUGACAAAAUAUCCGACACUUCAACUUUAUCCGUUUGCAGAGAUUAUAGAAUUCUUCCACCUCCUCACGGAUAUUCUUUGACAUGUGAAAAAUCUCCGGAAAGAAUGAAAUGUGGUUGUGGUUCUCCACCAAGAAUAUGCGGUAGUCCAAUAGAAAGAGAUAUUAAUUUAAGUGUUAGAGAUAGGCCGCAGGAAGCUGAAAUGGAUCUCACUGUGAAAGGUCCACCUCGACAUACAUCGAUUGCCACUUUAUUUCAUCAAAUACCGCCGCAAGAACUCAGUCCUUCGCAAAAUAUCGAUGAACCUUUGGACGUUACACUUAAUGCUAACAAAAAUAAUUAAUUAAUUGUUUUUGUUAUUUCAAGUCUAUAUAUAAUUCAGUUUCAUAUUUAUAUAGUUUCAUACUUAUACUUGGGCUCAUUCAUUAUUUUUUCGGUUUUUCAUUCAAAAAAUGAUUAAGUGCAAUACACCAAUUAGGGUUUAAGAAAACUUUAUUCCAAAGUUUUAUUUAUACAUCGUAAAAAUUUCACACACAAAUAAAAAUACUAUUUAUAAUUUUAUUAAAAUAUGGUAGUAGUUAGUUUGGAAUUUAAUGUUUCUCUAUUGAUAAACUUUAUACUUAUAAAUUAUUAUUUCACAAAGAUGUAUCUUCAAUAUUGAAAUCAAUACUGAGAAUCUACAAAAUAUUCUAAUCUCAGUAAAAAUUCUUAGAUUUGCAUUAUUUUUAUUGUCUUUUUCUAUAUGCUCUUCUUGCUCAAUAUUUUAAAAAAUUAUGGAAUAACUUAUUAUUUAUUUUGCAUUAUGUAAUUUUUAUUAUCUCUUAUUGAGAUAAAUAAAUAUAGUUUAUUUUUCCUUCUAUUAUCCAUAUGUAAUUAGAAAUGUAAAUAUAUGAUUUUUAUAUUAUCUUUAACAAAUUAUAUUUAUUAAUACAAAUGAUAACUAUUAUAUAGAAUGUAUUACUUAUUUUAAAAAUCAACAAUAUAUUUUUUUUCAAAAUUAAUAACAAAUAAAAAGUAAUAAUUUGUAUAAAAAUCAUAUGAUUUUGAAAAUAUAUAAUAAUCAAAAAAUCUUUUUUUCUAUAAAUACAGGUAUUUAGAAAAUAUUGAUAUAAAUUUCAUUUUUUAAUUGUUAUGAUCUAGUCAUAAUUUUAUUUUGUUAUUUAUUAAUAAAAUUUAUUAGAAUAAAUUUCAUAUUCAUUUAUAUUUUAUUGUUAAGAAUAUAAAUGUUCUUGAUAUGUUUUAGAGUAAUAAAUGCAAACUAAAAUCAUGUAAUAAACUAAAAGAAGCUCUUUUUCAAAAUUUUAAAUAUAAAAUAAUUACGUUUAAACUAGUGUUAAAUAUAUUAUUUUAUACGAUUUUUUUUGUUCAUAAUGUAUUAAAUUUUUUAAUUGUUAUAUUAAUUGUAUUGCUAAUAAAAGACUAAUGUAAUAAUAAUGAUAAAAUGAUAAUUGUACACAGGGGAUUAAAAUUUUACUAAUCUCACACGUUACUUACUUCAUAAGUAAGUACUAUGAUUCAAUAACUAAAAGCAAUUUCAUUAUGACAAUACUUAUUAAAAAAAAAUUUCUAUGUUAUUAAUAAUCAUGUUAUAAAUUAUGUUAUUUAAGCGAAAUUUAAAAAAUCAAAAAAUGAUAAUAUUUAAUCUUUCAAACAAAUCCAUAAAUAAAAUAAAUAUAUAUCAUAAAUUAUAUUUCAUAAUUAUGAAUAUUAAAAAUUGAAUAAUUCAGACACAAAUUAUUCAAAAAAAUAUAAAUACUCUUUAUGUAAUCGAAAUUUAUUAAAUUCAUUUCACAAAAACAUGAUAAUUUAGAUUUGCACAACCUAAAUAAAAAAAUGUCAUUAACCUCAAAAAUCUAUAGCUUCUUUAUAUUUAAGAAAACAUAUGAUAUAUCAUUACAAUUGUUUUUAGAUAAAUUGAAAAUUAAUUUAUUUUUUUUUAAUGAAAAUAAAAUUGCAUUAUACAUAUAUAAUUAUCGAUAUUUAUUUGCUGUAAAAGUGCAUUUGAAAAAUUGCAUCAAUUUGAAUAUUGUUCCAUUGUUUUUGUGCAUUUUUUAUUUAUUUAAAAAUAUUUGUAUAUACUAUUUUUAUAAUAUUAUUUAAAUCAUCAAUCAUUUUAUAAUAUUAUUGAAUUCAUAAUUAACAAAUAAGUCACAAUUAUUAAAGAAAAAUAAAAAUAAAAAACAUUAUAUAAAAUA
Molecule: messenger RNA, 3102 nt
Organism: Apis cerana (Asiatic honeybee)
Lineage: Eukaryota; Metazoa; Arthropoda; Insecta; Hymenoptera; Apidae
Product: paired box protein Pax-6
Biological process (GO): regulation of transcription by RNA polymerase II
Molecular function (GO): RNA polymerase II transcription regulatory region sequence-specific DNA binding; DNA-binding transcription factor activity, RNA polymerase II-specific
Source: RefSeq, a predicted model, not a curated record